Gryllus bimaculatus (two-spotted cricket) is the source of this 1858-nucleotide messenger RNA. Lineage: Eukaryota; Metazoa; Arthropoda; Insecta; Orthoptera; Gryllidae. The record is from the annotation of a GenBank genome assembly.
AUGUAAAGUGUGUUGUCUUGCUGUUCUCUGCGUGUGUGUAAUAUUUUGAUGACAAGCAUAUCUUCUGCGUACUAUUCUUAGUGCGUUUAAAAUGGCCCCCAAGGAAAAGCGUGGUGGUCUGCUGAGUGGCAUGAGUGGGAAAAAUUUUUGGAAAACUAUUGACAAAAUGAAAAAGAAUUUUGCCACCAGAGAAUUUUUUAUGUCCCUAGUGUUUGACCCGUGUAGAUUAUCUAUUGUUGCGUGUGUCUUGCUUAUUAUAGAAAUAAUAGUAAAUGUGGUCGUGAUUCAACGUGUCAAAUAUACAGAGCUCGAUUGGGUAGCCUACAUGCAAGAAGUGGAAGGUGUUAUAAAUGGAACCUUAGAUUACUCGCAUCUGAAAGGCGAUACCGGUCCGUUAGUGUAUCCAGCAGGUUUUGUUUAUGUUUUUACCGGCUUGUACUACCUCACAGAUCGAGGCCAGAACAUUCGAUUAGCUCAGUACAUAUUUGCUGGUUUAUACAUAAUAUUUCUCGCCCUAGUGUUUCGGAUUUAUGUAAAGAGUAGGAAAGUUCCUCCGUAUGCCCUUGUAUUAGCUUGUUGCGGUUCUUAUCGGAUUCACUCAAUAUUCAUUCUUAGACUUUUCAAUGAUCCUGUUGCAAUGCUCUUUCUGUACGCUGCCAUAAAUCUCUUUUUAGAUGGUUUAUGGACGUGGGGUAGCGUUUUCUUUAGUUUCGCAGUCUCCAUCAAAAUGAAUAUUCUCCUCUUUUCUCCGGCAUUGCUGUUAGUUUAUUUGACAUCCUUAGGGCUCACUGGAACUCUGAAACAAUUGUCUGUCUGUGCUGCAGUUCAGUUGGUCUUGGGAUUACCGUUUUUAUUGACUAAUCCGGUAGCAUACAUUCGUGGAGCCUUUGAUUUGGGGCGAGUGUUCCUGUUUCAAUGGACUGUGAACUGGCGUUUCUUGCCGGAAUCCAUUUUCCUGAGUGGUUACUUUCAUUUGGCUCUUUUGAUUCUCCAUCUGGCCCUAUUGGCCUGCUUCUAUGAUACUUCCAUGUCAUACCUCCAAGGGUAUGCUCGCCUCCGCGCAAUUGAAGGCGAUGUUCGGAAGCAACUCAAAGGCCGCACAGAGACCGUAAACAUGGACAGUGUGUCGCAACUGCUUCUCCUUCCUCUGUUCUUGGCAAAUUUUGUGGGGGUGGCCUGCAGUAGAUCGCUACAUUACCAGUUCUAUGUAUGGUAUUUCCAUAGUAUUCCAUACCUCUUGUGGGCUACACCUUACAGUGCCGUCUUCCGAUUGUGUGUGAUGGGUGUUAUUGAACUUUGUUGGAAUACAUUUCCGUCUACCAUCUACAGCAGUGCUGCUUUACAUGUUUGCCAUGUAAUUAUAUUGUAUGGACUGUACGGAAACAGAUAUCGACCACAAUUGAAGCAAAAAUCAACAUAAAGUGGAAUGUACUCCAUCAGAAAUUUCUGUAAAAGGAUUUGAACACUUGUUCCAAUUAAUGAGGAAAUGAAAUAAUUUGAAGAUGGAAACUGAAGUCAACUUCCUGCAGUGCCUCAAUUUUUUUAGAUAUCCUUGUGAACACCGUAUGAGUGUGUGAAUCUGUGUUGGCCAGACAAUAAGAAUGUGAAGUUUUCUUUUUUUUGAUGAAUUGAUAUAAACCAAUGAAUGCAAUAUUGUUUCUGUACCUCAAACCUGUAGUGUGAAGUAACAGCUCCCAUUUAUCUUAACAGGAAUAAAUACUGGAACUACCAAAUGUUUAUUAAUUUUUUGUAAAUGAUAUUUGUGAAGUCAUAACUGUCAGUAAAUGUAAGUCAGCUGUUAUGGUGUCAUCCAAUCAGGAGCUUAAAUAUCACUACAGUGACAUCACUACGGUGAUUG